Letharia columbiana is the source of this 498-nucleotide messenger RNA. RefSeq lists its product as uncharacterized. Lineage: Eukaryota; Fungi; Ascomycota; Lecanoromycetes; Lecanorales; Parmeliaceae. The record is from RefSeq and is a predicted model, not a curated record. The transcript is spliced from 2 exons. The coding region runs from base 1 to 498 and encodes 165 amino acids.
AUGCUUCACAUCUACCGCGGUCUCUCGCACACCAAUCUCACCACAGGCGGUGCCGUCAACGCGAUGGCCAUCUCCAACCGUCUCAGUCGUCUGCGCAAGAAGGCUGCUGAUGACGGUCUUCUGCCUAAAGCAGGCGCCACGGUGCCUGCGAAGGGACCUAAGGCCACUGCUGCCAGCAAGAAGGAGAAUGGGGGGAAGAAGGGUGGGAUGGUCGCUGAGGGUCCGGAAGGCGAAAACGAGGCUUCUGACCGCAAAGGCUCCGAAUCCUCUUCUAUCCGCAAGGGUUCCGCCAAAAGCCAGAAAGUGCUCACCGGUCGCGUGACCAAGGCUCGCACUCCCGGCAAGAAGAACGGGAAGAGCAAUAGCACGAUAUCUAAUGACGCUGAGGUUGAGGUUGGAGAUGAUGGGCUUGACGAUGGUGUAGGAUCUAGGGCAGAAGAUGGCGAUGCGUUUGAGAAGAAUAUUGCUUUACGUAUCAAGAAGGAGGACGUUGAUUAA